CCUGCCCUGCCACAGUACGUGCCUUUCUUCUUCCUUCGGCGGUGGAUGAAUGGAGGAAGGUGAGCGGGCUCUGAUCAGAGGGAGACUCACGGAGGGAAUCCGAGAGAAUGUGGGGCCAGCAACAUGGACAGGGAAGGUGGGAAGCCCGUGGCUGUUGUCGCAGUUGUGACUGAGCCUCGAUUUACCCAGCGAUACAGGGAAUAUCUCGAGGAGCAGAAACUCCUGGAUAGACAGCACCGCGUGGAAAAGCUGCCGGAUGGCACCGUGGCGCUCCCCGUGCUGGGAGAGGCCGUCCCUGAGCAGCACCUGCGGGAGCUGAGGAAUCGUGUGGCCCCAGGCAGCACCUGUAUGCUAACGCAGCUCCUGGAUCCUGUUCCUUCAAAGAAGGCCCAGGGUUGUUCACCUGCCCAAAGGCUGUGUCUCGAGGUGAGUCGCUGGGCAGAGGGCCGGGGAGUGACGUGGUCAGCGGAGUUGGAGGAUGAUUUGCCCCGAUCUUGGCAACGGCAUGGUAACCUCGUGUUGUUGAGUGAGGACUGUUUCCAAGCCAAGCAAUGGAAAAAUCUGGAACCAGAACUCUGGAAGACUGUUGCCUCGGCACUUGGCGUCCAGCGUUUGGCCAAACGAGGGCGGGUAUCACCGGAUGGUACUCGAACUCCAGCAGUGACUCUGCUGCUGGGUGACCGUGGCUGGGUCGAGCAUGUGGACAAUGGAAUCCGAUAUAAGUUUGACGUGACCCAGUGCAUGUUCUCCUUCGGAAACAUUACUGAGAAACUUCGAGUGGCAUCGCUGCCCUGUGCUGGAGAAGUGCUGGUGGAUCUCUAUGCAGGGAUUGGUUAUUUUACAUUGCCAUUCCUAGUUCAUGCUGGUGCUGCUUUCGUCCAUGCCUGUGAGUGGAACCCCCAUGCUGUAGUCGCUCUGAGAAAUAACCUUGAGAUCAAUGGAGUAGCAGAUCGGUGCCAGAUACACUUUGGGGAUAACAGAAAACUAAAGCUCUCCAGUAUUGCAGACAGGGUGAAUCUGGGACUGAUUCCCAGCUCUGAAGAAGGCUGGCCCAUUGCCUGCCAGGUGCUCCGACAGGAUACUGGGGGCAUUUUGCAUAUCCACCAAAAUGUGGAAUCUUUCCCAGGGAAGAAUCUUCAGCCUCUUGGAAGCAAUGAAGUGGAGAAGGAGCAUUGGCCUUAUCCUCAGCAAAUUACCACCAACCAAUGGAAAAAUGGGGCUACCAGGGAUUCCAGGAGAAAAAUGCCGUCAGCAGCCACCAAGCCAGAGUGGCAAAGGUGGGCGGAAUCUGCAGAAACUCGCAUUGCCACUCUUCUUCAGCAGGUGCAUGGGAAACCGUGGAAGACACAAAUCCUGCUCAUCCACCCAGUGAAAUCCUAUGCUCCCCAUGUGGAUCACAUAGUCGUCGAUCUGGAAUGCCGCCCCUGUCCUCUAGUUGGCUAGAGAAGGUGGAUCCUGAGACACAAGGAUCUACGUGUGAGUGAUCCUUGAUGCAUCAGCUCAGGCCGGUUCUCAUCCCCCUUGUCUCCUGGUAAUCUAUUUUAAUAUUUUGUGGCCCUGAAAGCAGGGCCAAAACCAGUCCAGAUCAUUUCAUUUAUCUUCCAUUAACAUGUUGAGAAUGCCUACAUAUCUGGGAGAAGCAGUGUGGUCAUUGAAAUGAGGCCCAUCUGUGCAAACAUGAAUUCCGACUUCUGACCUCCGUCCUAUCUGACCUUGGGGACAAGUUUCCAAUAUUCUUUGGGCUUGGAUUUCCUCAUUUGCAAAAGGAGGGUUUCUUUGAACUGUCUCACAUGGCUAUUAUCUAAUAAGCUGUUGUACACGGGGCAUUGGUUAUUUUAGAGUGAAAGACAUGUGCUGUUUCCAAAAUCACUCCAGCUACAAUAUGGAAAAUCAACUGGAGGGGAGCCAGGAUGGAAGCAGGGAGACCAAUGAGGAGGUUGUCCAGGCAUGAGAUGAUGGUAGCUUGGACUAGGGUGGUGGCAGUGGGAGGGUGGAUGGCUUUGAGAAAUAAAAUUGACGGGACUAAGUAAUGGAGUCCAAAUCAAAGCAUUAAAAUAGUGCUGCUUUGUUAGUAUGAAUGGCUAAAUUAGGGAGGGAAGAGGGCAAAAAUUACUCUUGUGUAUGAACUCCAUUCCCCUACUUGAGCAUUCUUAAAUGAGUGUGUGCAUAGGGAGGAUGUCUUAUAUAUUACGUAUAUUGUGGUAGAAAAA
Molecule: messenger RNA, 2210 nt
Organism: Ceratotherium simum simum (southern white rhinoceros)
Lineage: Eukaryota; Metazoa; Chordata; Mammalia; Perissodactyla; Rhinocerotidae
Source: RefSeq, a predicted model, not a curated record